CACUGAUGAUCAGUGUGCCCUGAUGAUCAGUGUGGCCCCAGAAGUGCCACCUGUCAGUGUCCAUCAGUGCCAGCAGUCACUGCUCAUCAGUGCCACAUGCCAGUGCCACAUCAAUGCCACAUAUCAGUGCCCAUCUGAGCUGCCUUUCAAUGUCACCCAUCAGUGCCAUGUCCAUCAGUGCUGCCUAUCAGUGCCAUAUAUCAGUGUCAUGUAUCAGUGCUGCCGUUCAGUGCCCAUCAGUGAUGCCUGCUAAUGCCCAUCAGUGCCACCUACCAGUGCCCAUCAGUGCCCAUCAGUGCCACCUAUCAGUGUCCAUCAGUGCAGCCUAUCAGUGCCCAUCACUGCAGCCUCAUUAGCGCACAUCAGUGAAGGAGAAAAAUCACUUAUUUACAAAAUUGUAUAA
Staurois parvus is the source of this 403-nucleotide messenger RNA. The record is from the annotation of a GenBank genome assembly. Lineage: Eukaryota; Metazoa; Chordata; Amphibia; Anura; Ranidae.